CAGAAGACUAGUGAGAAUCAGAAAACACUUCUUCUGCAGAGAGGUGAGUGCAUGACAUCUCUGUUUUGUGUGAUUCAAAUAGUGAAGCAGAUGACUGUAACAUCUGAAAACCAGGUCAGGAGAGCGGGUCUUGGCCGGUGGUUUCAUUCAGCUUAACAUCGUCCUGAAGAGCUACACAUAGACAAAGACGUGAUGCACACUCCAGUGUCCAUGCUGAUGGGGGUGGUGUUUGCUCCCUUGGGCCUUGUGCUGGUGUUCACUGCAGCGAUCACGCCGCAGUGGAGGGAGGGACAGGCGCGGCUGGGUGUGGCUGGACGGGGUGGAGCCACGGAGCUCCUCCUUCUCCGUUCAGAUGGCCUGUGGGAGAGCUGCCUGCAGGUAGUGAACUCUGAAGUCAAAGAGUGCUGGCCUGUGUCUGGGUCCUACCAGCGGGAUGCUCGGGAUCGAAUGGUCCAGGGGAUGGUGCUGUCGUCUCUUUUCCUGUGCGGUGCGGGGAUUGUCUUUGCCAGCAUAGGUGUCCGCUGCUGGACCGAUAUCCCUCUUAGGAGUGUAGCGGCAGCUGGUGGCCUAUUGGUGGUGCUGGCAGGUGUGCUCAGUCUGGCUGCAUUAGGAGUGUACACUCAUAAUCUUUCGAAGCUGGGGAUCGAGGUGGAUUCAACCAUAUCAGAGACACAAGGACUCAACGUACACAAGCCACCACGACUAACGUUACAUCCGGCCGUGUCCCUCUAUUUCGGUUGGGUGGGAGCUUGGGUACAGGUGCUGGGAGGGGCCGCACUGCUCCUUGGGUUUAAAAGCAUGAAGUGUUCAUCCUCCCACAAGCAGAGAUUCAAAGACAGUGCAGAGAUGUAUGAAGUGAAUUGUUAGAUGAACCAAAGGUUUCCUAGAGACUAUCUGGUGUUUAAACACAUUGAGCUUGCACAUGACUCAUUGUAGUGCAGUGUUAGUGUUUUUCAAUUGGACAAAUAAGAUGUGGUAAACACAUGAUGUUUCUAAAGAGAAUUAUAUUAAAGGGGUCAUAUUAUGUUGCUAAAAAGAACAUAUGUGUAUUUGGUGUAAUGCAUUGUUGUUAUGCGGUUUAAGGUAAAAAAAAAAACAAAACAUUAUUUUCCAAGUACUGUACGUUAUUGCUGCUUCUAUAUGCCCUGCCUUUCUGAAACGUGUAGAUUUUUACAAAACUCAUCGUUCUGAAAAGCACAGUGUGCUCUGAUUGGCCAGUGAUCUAGUGCAUUGUGAUUGGCCGAAUACCUCAAACGUGUGACGGAAAUGUUAUGCCCCUCACCAGGUUCAGGAAACUUCCCUCUGUAAAAUUCAAGUAAAUGGUCUGUGCUUACCCGAAUAUUUGGGUUGUACUGUUCUGGAACAGAUUUGUAAAUAAAACUUAAUGGGGCGCUAUUAUGCUUUUUAACUUUUCAUUAGUUUGUAAUGUUGCUGUUUAAGCGUAGAAAUGAUCUGCAAAGUUACAAAACUCAAAGUCCAACGGAAAUAUUUUAUUUAACAGAAAUCACUUUUCAAAAACUACAACGAACAACUUGUUUGGACUGCAACAUAUUUUUUGGGGAUUAGUGAUAUCACAGAUAUGGACGAAUGGGACGGGACUUUGAUAAACUGCACUAGAGAAGGCAACGAGUGUUAUCAUUUUGUAAUACUAGACACGCUAGAGGUUAUAGUGGUUACAAAAAUCUGGGUUAAAAUCGUGCUAAAAUUUAUUUGAUUUUGAAGCAAUAUUUACACUGAAGAUCGCAGAAGGUAAGGGGCAUGUAAUUUCCCGACCAGGCAUAGAGUGGAGCCAAUCACAACACACACUGGCCCAGCUAACCAAUCACAGCACAUUUAAUAUUUCAGAAGGCGGGCCUUCAUUUGAGACAGCAACUAUUCGAGCCGUUCAUGCCAAAGUCGGGAGAGAGUUGUUGUAAUAAUGUAAAAAUAAUGUGUUUUUCGAACAACCUAGUAUAAGAACCUGUUCUAGUACACCCCCAAAAUAAAAUCAAGACCUUGUAAAAGAGCAUAAUAGGUGCCCUUUAACCACUAAUUUGUAGAUGUGACCUCUUUUGGAAGGCCAAAGUGGCUUUCACAACGAAACACAGUGUCUCCAUGACAUGACGGUGGCUGCAACAACACUACAGAAAAAUUAUUAAAUGUACAGCGAGAACAAAAGUUACGCCUUCAUUCUUUGCAUGAAUUUGCUUGAAUCUUUAUUUGAUAUAUAGAUAUUAUAUAUCGGCGCAUUCACUUUUAUAAAGAAUAUCUCUUUGGUUUGAGACUUUAAUCUUUGCGACUGUAAGGAUUUUCUGUGUGCACAAACAGCUUUUAACACUUCAAAGACAAAGGAUAUGAUAUCGCAUCAUAUGACCCCUUUAAAAUAUGUAUGGAACCACUAACAGAAACAUUCAUUCCUGCUCACACCAAGAACUAUUAGCAAUCACCCAGUAGCCUAGUUAUUGUCCUUGGU
This is a messenger RNA of Carassius gibelio (silver crucian carp), 2452 nucleotides long. Its product is annotated as claudin-23-like. NCBI's taxonomy places the organism in Eukaryota, Metazoa, Chordata, Actinopteri, Cypriniformes, Cyprinidae. The transcript is spliced from 2 exons. Gene Ontology annotation, biological process: bicellular tight junction assembly; cell adhesion. The record is from RefSeq and is a predicted model, not a curated record. Gene Ontology annotation, cellular component: bicellular tight junction; plasma membrane. The coding region runs from base 193 to 867 and encodes 224 amino acids. Gene Ontology annotation, molecular function: structural molecule activity.